AUGGGGUCACAGCCUGGGUUGGAAGAAGAAGGAAACGCCACUUACAAACGCGAGAGACCCGAGCAGCAGCAAGAAGGACAAAACGAGUGCACCCUGGGCAGGAAGAAGAAUGUCAAGCCGCCAUCAGACCGGCCGAGCAGCAGCAAGAAAAAGGGCCGACGUAAGGUGCAGUAUGAAGAGACGACGAUUGAUAGGAACGAGUACCAACUCGGAGGACAGACCAAACAAUAG
This is a messenger RNA of Phytophthora nicotianae INRA-310, 231 nucleotides long. RefSeq lists its product as hypothetical. The transcript has 3 exons. Lineage: Eukaryota; Oomycota; Peronosporomycetes; Peronosporales; Peronosporaceae. The record is from RefSeq and is a predicted model, not a curated record. The coding region runs from base 1 to 231 and encodes 76 amino acids.